Molecule: messenger RNA, 3000 nt
Organism: Theobroma umbraticum
Lineage: Eukaryota; Viridiplantae; Streptophyta; Magnoliopsida; Malvales; Malvaceae
Product: scarecrow-like protein 23
Source: RefSeq, a predicted model, not a curated record
CCCACAAAAGUGGUUCUGGCAAGUUGGGUACUGUUUGAUCAGCUACGUACAAAGUUUUACACUGUAUGUCAACCAUUAUUAUAUUAUAGUACUAAGUAAGUAUAUUUACGAAUUUCUAUACUCUGAAUGAUAUACCCACAACCCUUUUUGGCCUUUUCUCGAGUUUAUAUUAUUUUUUACGUUCUCAUAUAUUUUAAGUUAUAAAAGUCCAUUUUAUAUAUUUAUUUCGAUAAAACCAUAAAUUAUUAAAAAAUUACUACCAUAAAAAUAAUUAUUAGACCUAUCGAUGUCUUAACAUAAAGACAAAUCUACAUCCCUUAAUCUUACCCAAAACAACAUCCCCAGGAUCCAAUGAUGACAUAAAUAUGCUUUAUUAAUAAUUAACAAACUUUUUUUAUUAAUUAAUUUCAUUUUCAAUUCCUAAUCCUUCCAUUUAAUCAAACGGACUUAACGACGGCAUACCUUUACCUAACAAUCAUCACAUAAAAUGAUUUUAAAAAUGAAGAAAAAAGUUAUCCACCUUUUUUUUCCUUUAACAGAAAUUUUCCUUCAGUUUCCCACCUCCCAAACAGCGCCUUCACCCGCAACUAUCAAUCUCUGACACUUCUCUGCAAAAAACUCUGACAGGAAAAGCUUUUGUUGUCCUUCUCUUCAAAAGAGAUUUGUCCCUUUUCUCCAAAAGUUCCUCGCCUUUCGAAUCUAUUCUCUCUCUUUCUCGCGCUCUAAAUUCACUUUCUCUCUCCUAAUCGAUCAUGCUUCAAAGCUUAGUUCCUCAAUCUCCAAUCAAUUCCAACCCUAGCUCCAAUCCUAACUCCUCCAUGAAGUCAAAGCGCGUCGAAAGAGACGUCUCCGCCGCCACCGGCGACGAUUCUGCCGCCGAUGAUCCUUCCACUAAGCGUCCUAACUUCUCCUCCGGAGACCAAACGGCCGGUAAACAGGAAGAAACUGUAAUCGAAGGUGAGCUAACGGGGCUAAGACUUUUAGGCCUCCUGCUCCAAUGCGCUGAGUGCGUUGCCAUGGAUAACCUCGAGGAUGCCACCGAUCUUUUGCCUGAAAUCUCGGACGCUCUUCUCCUUCGGCUCACUCCUGAACGGGUCGGCGCGGUACUUUGCACACGCACUCCAGUCGCGUGUGUGAGUUCUUUCUUAGAAACCUAUUCUCCUCUCGACACCAAAUCGCUUACCUUAACUCAGUCCCAAAAGAUCUUCAAUGCUUUGCAAUCUUAUAAUUCGAUAAGUCCUCUGGUCAAAUUCUCUCUUACCGCCAAUCAAGCCAUCUUCCAGGCCUUGGAUGGUGAAGAUCGUGUCCACGUCAUCGAUCUCGACAUUAUGCAAGGUCUCCAAUGGCCAGGAUUGUUCCAUAUCCUCGCUUCCAGGUCCAAAAUCCGUUCAAUGAGAAUCACCGGCGUUCGGAUCCUCUCGGAGCUCCUCGAGUCGACCGGGAGAAGUGGCCGAUUUCGCGACUUCUUUGGGUUGCCAUUCGAGUUUCAUCCGUUGGAGGGCAAAAUCGGAAAUGUAACAGAUCUGAGUCAACUCGGGGUGCAGUCGACUAAAGCCGUGGUGGUUCACUGGAUGCAUCAUUGCUUAUACGAUAUUACGGGGAGUGAUUUAGGGACGUUGAGAUUGUUGACUUUGUUGAAGCCGAAAUUAAUCACGAUCGUCGAACAGGACCUGAGUCGGGGUAGUUUUCUAGGGAGGUUCGUGGAGGCAUUGCAUUAUUACAGCGCGUUGUUCGACGCGCGGGACGGAUUAGGUGUGGACAGUCUUGAAAGGCACAUGGUGGAACAGCAGCUGUUCGGCGAGAUCCGGAACAUCGUGGGCAGUAGUGGGCCCAAGACGGGUGAGGUUAAAGUGGAGAGAUGGGGUGAAGAGUUGAGGCGGGGUUUCCGACCCGUAUCGUUGGGUGGAAACCCGGCGGCCCAAGCUAGCCUUCUGCUAGGCAUGUUCCCAUGGAAAGGAUAUACCCUGGUGGAGGAAAAUGGGUGCCUCAAGUUGGGGUGGAAGGAUUUGUCUUUGUUGACCGCCUCAGCGUGGCAGCCGUCCGAAUAAAAAAUAUACUAUCAUUUUUGUGUAUCUAAAAGUUUCUAAAUCUCUCAAGAUUUUGGUUUAUAGAUUCAUGAUAAUAAUAUUAUUGGAGAAACAACUGUGUUCACUUGUCAAUCUUUUUGCUGAUGUUGCAGUUCUUUUAAGGGGAAAAAAAAAAAAAAAGGGUUUGUUCCAUCAAUUUUUGAAGCAUACAUAGAAAGAUGUGAAAAAGUGAACCAAAAAAAAGGCUACACUAAAAGAAAAAGUAGAGCAAAGAAUAUCCCCCCAUGUGCUCCCGUGAGUGUGGAGGAUUAUCAUCUGGUGAUAAUGAUAACAAAGUAGCUGCUAUUGUUUAAAUUUCAUUUUUUUCUUUUUCUCCAGGUUGAGCUGCGGAUGCUUGGCAAUUCUCCGUUUCCUGAAUAAAUUGGUCUCGUACUCCUUUUACUCUUCCACUCCAGAAAUUUUAUUUCCUACCUAUUUAUGAAUCCAAAAACUUUAGCCUUGGGUGGGUAUCCUUUUUGCUACUAGCUAAGCCGAGGAUGCUCGAUAUUUUUCUUUUUGUAACGAUAAAUUUAAGAUUUUAUUUUAAAAAUGAUUAAAAGAUAAUUAUAUAAUUUAAUUUGAAGUAAAAAUUAAUCUUAUAUAGAUAAUUAGAAAAUUAAAAAUCAAAGAAUAAAUUUUGAAUUUAAAAAGAAUUGUGUCAAUGUGUUUGGAACAUUGGCAGCCACACCCACAGCAGCACUUACUCAAUAAUUUUAUCCUGGCAGUGAAAGUGACGUGGUUUGAUCUAAGCUGGGGUUCGAAGUCUGAAAAAGUGUACUAGAUUUAAGCAGAAUGUGCAAUUAUUGAUCAUUGACUAAAGAGGGAGUGAGUCCCACCAUGCAGGUUCUAAGGGGAAGUUGGUCUUUUUCCUGAAAAAACGGACAACUUACAAAUACUUGGUUGCUGGUAAUAAAAAUUUGGUUGUGGGGGCAUC